CUGCCGCGCGGCGGGGGCCGCUCCCUCCCUACGGCCCCGUGGGGCCGGCGGGGGAGCCGGGCAAAGUCCCCUCUGCUCGGAGCCCCGCUCGCCUGCUGCUGCUGGGGGGCGGAGGGCAGCAGGCGGGAGGUGGAGACGGAGGAGGGGUGAGACUUGAGGGGCCGGUCCCGGGAAGUGCUACGUGUCUCCCAAGUCUUUAUACCGCCUUGACCCCAGCGCCAGUCCUUGGAGCGCCGCCUGCCUCGUCCCUCGCCGCCAGCGCCAGCGCCAGCAGCACCAUGUCCGGGAGCAAGAAGCAGACGACGAAUAUCCAGAGAGCCACUAAUGUUGUAUAUCAAGCUCAUCAUGUCAGCAGGAGCAAAAGAGGCCAAGUUGUGGGUACAAGAGGUGGAUUUCGAGGCUGCACAGUGUGGCUAACAGGUCUUUCUGGUGCUGGUAAAACAACUAUUGGCUUUGCUCUGGAAGAAUAUCUGGUGUCUCGUGGCAUGCCUUGCUACUCUCUGGAUGGGGAUAACAUUCGGCAUGGUCUGAACAAAAACCUAGGUUUCUCAACUGAUGACCGAGAAGAAAACAUCCGCCGUGUUGCUGAGGUUGCCAAACUGUUUGCUGAUGCUGGUCUUGUUUGCAUAACUAGUUUCAUUUCUCCUUUUGCAAAGGAUCGUCAAAACGCAAGGGAAAUUCAUGAAAUGGCUGGUCUUCCUUUCUUUGAAAUCUUUGUAGAUGCUCCUCUAAAUAUUUGUGAAAGCAGAGAUGUGAAAGGCCUUUACAAAAAAGCAAGGGCUGGAGAAAUCAAAGGAUUCACUGGGAUUGAUUCAGAGUAUGAGAAACCAGAAUCUCCUGAACUAGUGUUGAAGACGAACAUUGCUACAGUGAGUGAAUGUAUCCAGCAGGUUGUGGAGCUGCUACAAGCACAAAACAUUGUUCCCAAAACUGUGAUUAAGGAUGUUCUCGAACUGUUUGUACCUGAAAAUAAGAUUGACCAGACCCGAGCUGAUGCUAACAUGCUGCCUACUCUGGAGAUUACCAAGUUGGAUCUACAGUGGGUCCAAGUCCUGAGUGAAGGCUGGGCCACGCCACUGAAAGGAUUUAUGCGUGAGACAGAAUAUUUGCAAGUUAUCCAUUUUGGCACCCUCAGGAAUGGAAGGGGUAGAGUUGGUAUAGCUCUAGUUGAUGGCGUUAUUAACCUGAGCAUUCCCAUUGUGCUCCCUGUUGCUACGGAAGAUAAGAAACGUCUGGACGACUGCACUGCAUUUGCACUUGAGUAUAAUGGCCAAAGGGUAGCAAUCCUCAGAAACCCAGAGUUCUAUGAACAUAGGAAGGAGGAGCGUUGUGCCCGUGUGUGGGGGACAACCUGUGUGAAGCACCCAUAUGUCAAAAUGGUGAUGGAAAGUGGGGAUUGGUUGGCUGGUGGUGAUCUUCUUGUGUUAGAGAAAAUAAAAUGGAACGAUGGACUGGACCAAUACCGCUUGACACCACUGGAGCUCAAACAGAAGUUUAAAGAAAUGAAUGCUGAUGCUGUAUUUGCAUUUCAACUGCGCAACCCUGUCCACAAUGGUCAUGCUCUGCUCAUGCAGGACACCAAAAGCCAUCUGCUGGAAAGAGGUUACAAACAUCCAGUGCUUCUGCUGCACCCUCUAGGAGGCUGGACCAAAGAGGAUGAUGUGCCACUAGAGUGGCGAAUGAAGCAGCAUGCAGCCGUGCUUGAGGAACAUGUCCUAGACCCAAAGUCAACUAUUGUUGCAAUCUUCCCUUCUCCCAUGUUGUAUGCUGGUCCAACAGAGGUUCAGUGGCACUGCAGGGCUCGAAUGAUUGCUGGAGCCAAUUUCUACAUUGUGGGCCGAGACCCUGCAGGCAUGCCCCAUCCAGAGACCAAGAAGGAUUUGUAUGAGCCGACACAAGGAGGGAAGGUCUUGAGCAUGGCACCAGGCCUGGCCUCUGUGGAAAUCAUUCCCUUCAGAGUUGCAGCAUACAAUAAAGUAAAAAAGGCCAUGAUUUUCUAUGAUCCAGAAAGGCAUGAUGAAUUUGACUUCAUCUCUGGAACACGCAUGAGAAAGCUUGCUCAGGAAGGCGAAAAUCCACCUGAUGGGUUCAUGGCCCCAAAAGCUUGGAAAGUCUUAACUGAAUACUACAAAUCACUGGAAAAAAAUAUUCAUUCUAUUUUUCCUCAAAAAUAUGUGUAUUAAGAAUGAGCUCUGAUUGAUUGACUGUAUUACAGAUCACUUAGUUUGCAUUUUCAAUACCCUAAUGCUAGGA
Molecule: messenger RNA, 2253 nt
Organism: Gopherus evgoodei (Goodes thornscrub tortoise)
Lineage: Eukaryota; Metazoa; Chordata; Testudines; Testudinidae
Gene: PAPSS2
Product: 3'-phosphoadenosine 5'-phosphosulfate synthase 2
Exons: 13
Coding region: 279-2183 (634 amino acids)
Biological process (GO): sulfate assimilation; 3'-phosphoadenosine 5'-phosphosulfate biosynthetic process
Molecular function (GO): ATP binding; adenylylsulfate kinase activity; sulfate adenylyltransferase (ATP) activity
Source: RefSeq, a predicted model, not a curated record